Messenger RNA from Striga asiatica, 3006 nucleotides. The record is from the annotation of a GenBank genome assembly. NCBI's taxonomy places the organism in Eukaryota, Viridiplantae, Streptophyta, Magnoliopsida, Lamiales, Orobanchaceae.
AUGUUGAAUGCACCAAAACCUUCUAUCCAUGCAGCUUUGUUUUCAGCCCUCUUUUUCAUGUCCUUCAAACUAAGCAAUUGUAUCACCUGCCCUGAAAUUGAAAAACAAUCACUCUUAAGCUUCAAGCAGUCUCUAAAUGGCUCCGUAAACUUGUUUUCUUCUUGGGAUGUUAAGUUUGACUGUUGCAAGUGGAAAGGUGUUGUUUGCAGCAACUUAACUGGCCGAGUUCUUCAACUCCAUCUCCAAGGUAAUUCUUUAGGUGGCAAAAUAAACUCAUCUUUGCUCAACUUGAAGCAUUUGGAAUAUCUUGACCUGAGCCAAAACAAGUUUGAGGGAGAAAUCCCUUCUUUCAUUGGAUCACUCACAAGCCUCGAGUACUUGAAUCUAUCAUUUGCUGGAUUUUAUGGAAAGAUUCCCCACAACAUUGGAAAUCUUUCAAAUUUGCACAUUCUAAGUUUGGGGAAUUCAGAACUGCUAGAUGCUGAUAGUCUUGAAUGGUUGUCGGGACUUACUAAACUGGAGCACCUCAACAUGAAUGGUGUGAACCUCAGCAAAGCAACCGACUGGGCACAACAGGUUAUCGACAACCUCCCUUCUUUAGUCGAGCUGCAAAUGAGUUAUUGUAGUCUUAGUUUUCUUUCUCUGAAUGAUGUUAAAAAUAGCAGCCGUUCUAAUUUAUCCAUUCUUGAUCUCUCCUCCAACUACAACAGUUUCCAAUCUUAUGUCAUCAUCCCACGCUGGAUUUUUCAACUCAGCAACCUUAUCUAUCUUGAUUUGGCACACAACUCAUUCAAUGGCCCAAUACCAACUAUGACCAAUACCACAAAACUCCAACACAUUGAUCUCACUUCCAAUUAUUUUAAUUCUAGUAUUCCACAGUGGCUCUACUCCUGCAAACACCUUGAGUAUGUGAGUCUGGCAAACAAUUAUCUUUUAAGAGAUGGAAUUUCGAAUUCCAUAGCAAAUCUGACUUCUCUCAAUACCCUCGAUUUAAAUAGAAAUGAACUUUCCGGGAGAAUACCAAGAGAAAUUGCAAACUUGUGCAAUAUUCAGACCUUGAGUUUAUCUGAUAAUAAGUUGGGAGGAGAGUUAACAGAUUCGUUUGGAAAAAAUAUGUCAGAUUGUUUCUUAGAAUCUUUGGAAUUCUUAGAUAUGUCAAGCAAUCAGCUCUCUGGUCAACUACCUAAUCAAUUUGGAGAAUUUACGCGUCUUUGGUUACUCGGUCUUAGCAAAAACUCAUUGUCUGGUGUAAUUCCAAAUGAAAUAGGGAACUUGAUUUCCCUUGUAAGGUUAGACUUGGGUAGUAAUAAAUUGAUGGGGAACUUACCAGAGAGUAUAGGGAAACUUGUGAACUUGACAACUCUUUUUAUAGAAGAUAACAUGUUUGAAGGGGUUGUGACUGAAGCCCACUUUGCCAAUCUUUCGAAUUUAGACACCUUGGAUGCCUCUGGAAACCAGUUGACUUUGAAAGUCAACCCAAAUUGGAUUCCACCAUUUAAAAUGUGGAAGCUUUACCUAAGGUCUUGGGACUUGGGAUCAGGCUCUCGAAUUCCGUUAUGGCUUGAGACACAGAAAGAAAGUAUCUCCUAUCUUGAUUUAUCAUAUACUGGAAUCUAUGGAAACAUUCCCACUUGGUUAUGGAGUUUGUAUUCUCUCAACAUUUCGCAUAACCAAAUCGAUGGCAAGAUUCCAAUCAUCAUCAGGUGUUCUUUUCUAGACUUGAGUUCCAACAAGUUUAGUGGUCCAUUGCCUCGAAUAGGGAAAAGAGCGACUGAACUAAAUUUCUCCAAUAACUCAUUCUCGGGAGAUUUGUCAGAGUUUCUCUGUAACACAACAGCCAAUGAACUGCGAAGUCUUAAUCUCGAGGGAAACCACCUGUCUGGAGAGUUACCUGAUUGUUUCAUGAAAAGGCAAAGGUUGAUACUUUUGAACUUAGGCAACAAUAAAUUGUCUGGAAAAAUACCGAAUUCCAUAGGAUUUGUUAAAAGUUUAGAGGCCUUGACUCUACGCAGCAACUUCUUCUCUGGCCAAUUACCUUCUUCAUUGCAGAACUGCACAGAACUAGUGAAGAUCGACUUUGCUGAUAACAAUCUUGAUGGGGAAAUACCGAAAUGGAUUGACACAGGAUUUUUCAAUUUGAGAUAUCUCAUUUUGCGGUCAAACAAUUUCAGCGGUGAAAUUACUCCAUCCAUAUGUCAACUAACUUCUCUUCAAAUCUUGGAUCUCUCGAGUAACAGACUUUCAGGGAGAAUGCCUAGCUGUCUAAAAAAUCUCACCGCAUUGAGUACAGAAGGAAUUUGGUAUGGGCCAUAUCGUUCUAGUUAUACUGAAACAUUUGAAGAAAGGGCAACAAUUGUCACAAAGGGAAGAGAACUCACUUAUGACACCACUCUCUCUCUGGUUACAAGUAUUGACCUUUCUAUGAACAAUUUGUCUGGUGAUAUCCCAAGCGAGAUAACAAGUCUUGUGCAACUCAUAUCACUGAACUUGUCACGAAAUAAUUUAACAGGAUCCAUUCCAGACAACAUUGGAAGCAUGAAGCAGCUCGAAUCUCUUGAUUUCUCAAUGAACUCGUUAUCGGGCAACAUUCCAGGUAGCAUCACAACCAUGUCUUUUUUGAAUAGCCUGAAUUUGUCAUAUAACCACUUGACUGGACGAAUCCCAGAAAGCACACAGAUUCGAGGCUUGAACGAGUCGAGUUUCAUAAGCAACAAUCUCUGUGGCCCUCCACUUAGAAUAUCCUGUGGAAAUGGAGAUAAUGCACUUGGUCCAGUGCAUACGGAAAAUCAAGGCCGAGAAGGCAACAAGCGACAGAUUGAUUGGUUUUACGUAUUUCUAUCUUUAGGAUAUGCCGUGGGGCUCUCAAUUGUCCUUACGAUAUUGUAUUAUAAGAGAAAAUGGAGAGAAGCAUAUUACGAGUUCUUUCAGAAUCUGUGGGAAUGCGUUUACGUGUAUUCCAUUAUCAAAUGGAGAAGGCUAACAAGAGUGUUGGGGCGAAAUAUGUAA